Messenger RNA from Meloidogyne enterolobii, 1209 nucleotides. Lineage: Eukaryota; Metazoa; Nematoda; Chromadorea; Rhabditida; Meloidogynidae. The record is from the annotation of a GenBank genome assembly.
AUGAAAUUAUUUAAUUUUUUCUUUUUAUUUAAUUUAAUUUUAUUUUAUUAUUCUGUAAAAUGUGAUAAUAUAGCAAUAAUAAAUUCUGAUAUUACUUAUCAAUCAAUUGAUGGUUUUGGUGGUUCUAGUGCUUGGUUAGGUAAUAUACCAGAUAAAGGAAUUGAAAAUAUUUUUGGAAAACUUGGUUUCUCAAUUUUACGUAUUGGAAUUGUUGAUAUAUGUAAAAAUCAAAAAUGGGGUAAUUAUCGUUGUAUUGGACAAGAAGCAUUAACAGCACAAAAAGCAUCAAAAUAUGGAGUUAAAAUUUUUGCUUCACCAAGUACUUCACCAAUAUCAUUUAAAACAAAUAAUAAUGAAGUUAUGGGAGAACUUAAAGAAGAUAAAUAUAAUGAUUAUGUUGAAUAUUUACAAUCUGCUGUUGAUGAAUUAAAUAAAGUUGGAGUUAAUUUAUAUGCAAUAUCAUUACAAAGUGAACCUGAUUUUUCACCAUCAUAUGUAUCAAUUAAAUGGUCACCAAAACAAAUUGCUGCUUUUUUAAAAUCGUAUUCUAGAAAAAUUAAAGGACCGAAAAUUAUGGCACCCGAAUGUGCUCAUUUUAUACCUGAAUAUAAUGAUGCUAUUUUGAAUGAUCAUGAUGUAGCUAAAGGAGUUGAUAUAAUAGCUUGGCAUAUGUAUGGAAUGCAACUAGUAUCACAAACAAAAGCUCAACAAAUGGGAAAAUCAGCUUGGAUGACAGAAAAAACAAAUGAUGGAAAUGAUUGGAAAAGUUUUAUGGAAACAGCAAAAGAUAUACAUGAUUGCAUGACUAUAGCAAAUUAUAAUGCUUAUGUUUAUUUUUGGUUUAAAGAUCCAAAAUAUGUUUCAAUUGUUGAUAAUAAUUAUGAAAUAACAUCAAGAGGAUAUAUAUUAGGACAAUAUGCAAAAUAUAUAAGACCAGGAUAUUUUAGAAUUAAUGCUACUGAAAAUCCAACAACAAAUAUUUAUGUUAGUGCAUAUAAAGGAAAAGGACAAGUUAUAAUUGUUGCAAUUAAUAUUGGAUGGCCUGAUAAAAAUCAACAAUUUUCUAUUAAAGGAAUUAAAGCAUUCACUCCUAUUAUUACUGCUCCAAAUAAAAAUAUGAUAAAUGGAACAAAGAUUUUAGUUAAAAAUGAAAGUUUUAAUUAUUUACUUCCAGCAAUGAGUGUUGUUACUUUUGUUUCCGAUAAUUAA